Messenger RNA from Strongyloides ratti, 1644 nucleotides. Its product is annotated as Serine/threonine-protein kinase PINK1,mitochondrial. NCBI's taxonomy places the organism in Eukaryota, Metazoa, Nematoda, Chromadorea, Rhabditida, Strongyloididae. Gene Ontology annotation, molecular function: ATP binding; protein serine/threonine kinase activity. The transcript is spliced from 4 exons. The coding region runs from base 1 to 1644 and encodes 547 amino acids. Gene Ontology annotation, cellular component: mitochondrion. The record is from RefSeq and is a predicted model, not a curated record. Gene Ontology annotation, biological process: positive regulation of mitochondrial fission; autophagy of mitochondrion; protein phosphorylation.
AUGAUUUUUCGCCAAAUUCAUACUAAAAUAUAUAGAAACAUUAAAAAUAUUUAUUAUAUACUUCGUUAUCCAAACUCAUAUUUCUAUCACUUUCGACAUACAAUUGAUCAUCUUCCAAGAUUAGUAAAACAUCAUAGUUUAAAAUCAAAGAAUCCAAUAAUUUCUGGUAUUCAAACACUUUUAAGGUCAGCAGUAGCAAGACAAGGAGUUAGAUCUACUAGUUUAUUGUCAUGUCACUGGAAAUUAUUAACAAUUGAUAGAUCAAAUGGUGGAUGGGCAUUUAAUAAAUAUGUCAAAAGACUUUUGGAGACUAAUACAUUUGCAAUUGAACAUGUUCAGAAUUUAUUUGGUACUAAUCCUCGUUAUAAUAAAUUUCUGAAUGAUGAUGUUUAUGGUAAUAGAUUACAAUACUACGAAAUCGGGGACUAUAUUAAUAAGGGUGCUUGUGGGGCUGUAUUUAAAUUACGAAAAAGAGAUAAUAAAACAGAUGCACAAUAUCCAUUAGCUUUAAAAAUGAUGUUUAAUUAUAAUGAAAUUGAUUUAAGUAGUCAUUUAAUGGAUGAAAUGAAAAAUGAAUUGAUACCAUUAGUAAAAAUAUCAAAAGAUUUAAAGAAAUAUAAAUAUUUUAGAAAUAUAAGAAAAAUACCAGAACGCCAUCCAAAUAUUAUUGAUCUUAAAACAGCUUUUUUUGAUAAUAUUACUGAAGAAUUAUGUAAAUUAGGUAGUGAUAUAUUUCCAGAAGCUUUACCAAUGAUGACAAAAUAUGGAAUAAGAAUACCUAGAGAGACAAUGUUUAUAGUUAUGAAAAGAUAUAGUCAAGAUUUAAAACAAUAUAAUAAAACAUGUAUUGGAAGACCUAUUAGAACAAAUAUUAUUAUUUUUGGGCAAUUAAUGGAAGCUUUAUCAUUCCUUCAUAAACAUAUUAUUGCACAUAGAGAUAUUAAAAAUGAUAAUAUACUUUUAGAGUAUAAUAAUGAAGGUGAUGUACCAUUUUUAGUUUUGGGUGAUUUUGGUUUAUCACAUUCAACAGGUUCAUGGGAAUUAAAAUAUAGAUAUGGAAUGACAAAAUGUGGUAAUAUUGCUUUACAACCUCCUGAAAUCUCAUUAGCUGAUCCUGGUGAACAUUAUGAAAUAUUGAAUUAUGAAAAAUCUGAUGUAUGGUCAGCUGGAGCUGUUGGAUAUGAAAUUUUUGAAAUGUACCAACCAUUUUAUAAGUAUUUAAAUAGUAAAACAUAUUUUAUGGAGGAUCUUCCAUUGUUAGAUAAAAAUAUUCCUUUACCAAUUAAAAAAGUUAUGAAUGGUGUAUUGGAAAGAAAAGUAGAAAGAAGAAUGUUUCCAGAAGUUGCUGGUAAUAUUAUUCUAUUAACACUUUUUCAAGAUUCAAAGAUCUUUAAAAAAUUUUGGAAUGACCAAGAAAAAACUCUUAAAAAAAAAAUAAAUUCUUCAAAUAAAAAACCCUUAUACGGAGAUGUCGUGACAAAAAUGAUUGAAAAUAUUUGUAAUAUGAUAACUGCUCAAACUAUAACAUUGCAAGCUUUUAACAAAGAAAAUAUUAGUAAUGCUGAACUUCAACUUAGAGCCACAUGCUUAAGUAGAUUGAAUAUUUAUGAUAUGCAAGCAGCUCUUAAUCAUUUUUUAAAUUAA